AUUCCACGGGUCGUUUCGUAGCCAGUUAUUGCAAGACUUCUUUUGCGGUCGGUCGUGUUUCGUUCCAGGCAGGCGCGAAGAUGACGGAGUAAUGAAAUCAUGUUUGAUUGUUUGUGAAAUGAGGAAGUACUUCAGGAUAAACAUUCCGUCGGCAAGAUAUAUUCCUCACUGCUAGAAUCGCUUGAAAGACGGUGUCGGAUUCUUCACCAACGUAGACACAAGAGAAAACAGCUAACGGUGUGAGAUAGAGUGUAGUGUGUAAAUUUUAGCUCGGAGUUUCUUUUCCACGCUUCCCACCUCGAGGUCUUCCGAGUUCUCUACCGAGCACUAUACACACGUCCAAAAAAGCGGUGCAAAACAUUACGUAGCUCUACCGAAACGUUUGCAGAAUACAACGACCACAGCUACAGAGCGUGGCCGGAAUUCGAGCACGUUGGCGUUGGCGUUUUCGGCAAACGCACACACAUCCCACAGCACGUCGCAUGUAAGAUCGUAGCGUAGCGUCAGCUCUGGAUACGCAAAAUCGUCGUCAGUAAGAGCGCGAGCGUCCUACAAAGAGCACCCAUCUGUUCCGUGUUUUCUGUUGUCAUCUGGCAGCUCAAUAGAAGAUGACUUCCUGGCAAGGACUUCUCGUCCUAGUUGGUCUCUCGAUCCUCGCCCUAAUCAGUGAGCAGCAACAGGACAAAGGAGCUGGAGUUGAGGCCAGUAUGAUCUACACCGGUAUUAAGCUACCCUUUCCGCGACAUCGCAUGUUCUACAAAUCAGUUGGUGAGCGGAAGAUUGGCCCCAACCUCUACGAGGUCAGCACGAUCAUCCAGGAGGAUAUUUUGCUCCGUAAACAGUGCGAAUGCAUGCAGCGAUAUCGGUGUCGCGUACCGCGCAACAUCUUCUACCUAUCAAACCGCGAUUGCCAUCACCGCGAAAAAGUGUGCUGCGAGCUGCUGGAGAAUGCGUACGAGUCGACCAACGAUACCGCAGCGAUCGAGCAGCAGGGUGGUUUCGUGAGCGAUAAUGAGAUCUAAACGCACGGUGCCGUGGGCAGGCUGCUUCAACUAACCUGAAUGCUUCUCCUUAUCGACAUCGCCAAAGUCGAGCGACGAGUUCUUGCUGAGAUGUCGCGUCAUCCCCAGGCAAUCCUUGGCACUGUGUUCGUCGAAGAGCGUUAGCAGUCCCCAACUCCAUUCCUGCUCGGUAUCGAUCCAGUUCAGGAGAUCCUCGGCCCGCAGUAUCACCUUGUCCGAGAUCGCAAGCACCUCGUCCUGGGAAAUCGAGAGAAGGAGAACAUCAACUUAUUAGUAACAUUAAAGUAUGUCAUUAUAACACUAGAUUUAAAUAAUGUAGGAUGACGGCAAAAAUUGCAUUUAUAACACGUGACUUAUAUUUCCCUUUAACGAUUUUAACAACUAUUUAGAAAUGAGAUUUUAUACGCAGCAAAACGAUAUUUUUUAAAAAUAAUAAAUAAAUCCUACAAAAAUUAAAAAUGUA
Anopheles stephensi (Asian malaria mosquito) is the source of this 1485-nucleotide messenger RNA. RefSeq lists its product as uncharacterized. The record is from RefSeq and is a predicted model, not a curated record. The transcript is spliced from 2 exons. NCBI's taxonomy places the organism in Eukaryota, Metazoa, Arthropoda, Insecta, Diptera, Culicidae. Bases 609 to 1022 code for a protein of 137 amino acids.